AUGAGUAACGUCCACUCGCAUCCGACUUUCAGAUUUCCCUAUUUUGCCGUCGGCUCAACGUUAGGCGUGCCUCCGCCGACGUCACGUGCCAGAAGAAGUGCACUCCGAGUGGAGCCAGAGAUGGUCGCGUCUGCGGCGGUGCCUGAUGCACGUGCUGACCUAUUUGCUGACAUUCUCGGGGGCGAAGUGGUACACGAGACGCGGGAAACGCGCGAGGCGGCGCGCGGUCGCAGCGUGGCGGCGGGCGGUGCGGGGGCGGGGGCCGGGGCGGGGGCGGGGGCGGGGGCGCCCGGCAGGGCUCCCGUGGCGGCCGCCGCCGCGUACCUGGGCGCCGCGCGCUACGUGGCCGGCACGCGGAUCGACACUUCCCUGUUCCGUCCUAUUCCCUUCCGAUCGCAUCAAGAGACGACUACUGUAGGCAGCGGGGCUCCGCGUGUCGACUGGGCAGCUAAGUACCUCCGC
Molecule: messenger RNA, 462 nt
Organism: Iphiclides podalirius (scarce swallowtail)
Lineage: Eukaryota; Metazoa; Arthropoda; Insecta; Lepidoptera; Papilionidae
Source: the annotation of a GenBank genome assembly